CUUUGGGUUUCUGUGUCCUCAUGUUUUGUAAUAUGCUGUAUAAAAGUGUAAACUCGUAAGCGGAGUGUUUGUUGACAUUGUCGAAGUAAAUGUGAAUGCUUCACUACAAAACAUUAGAAAAGUUUAUUCUUUUCAUCUUCGAGACGCUGAAAAUGACGACUGAAAUAAUGAAAUCUUUUGGUGCACUCCAAGCAGAACUGGAGAAAGCGAAAGAUAGUUUGAAGGGUGUGGAUGAGCAUAUAAAGAAACUGAUUGGUAGAGACCCAGCCGAACCUCCUCUUCGCCCUGGUGUGAAGAGACCUGCAGGACAACAGGAAGAAUUCCGGGGCAGAGGCAGAGGUUAUGCCCUAAACAGAGGACGCCGGGAUCCAGGUGCAAGACCAGAAGAGGAUGAGUCACCAGCGGUGAAGAAGAGGCCUGGAGAUCCAAGGACUGUAUUUAGCAGGUUGUCUGGGCCACCAAGGGCCAAACGAGGUGACACCCCUGAUGAUGAUGAGCUCCCUAACAAGCCUCUCAUAUCUUCUCGGGUAAUUGCUACACCUAAAGAGUUACCUUCUCGACAGGAAGCUAUGGCUGCCCAGAACACUGAUGAGUUGAGCAAAGCAAGAAAUAGGAGAAUGUUUGGUGCCUUACUUGGGACUCUGCAAAAAUUUCGACAAGAAGAAACUAGAAUGCGUGACAAAGAAGAGAAAAGAGCAAAGGUAGAGAAAAAACUUGAAGAAAAUGCAAAGCGUGAGAAAGAGGAGUUGAAAAAGGAGCGACAAGAACUCUUCCUGGAAAGAAAAAGAAAACAAGCGGAGAUAAGAAAAAUAGAAUUAAAAAUGCUUAGGAUUAAAGAGCAAGAUGAAUGGGAAAGUAAACAUAGACAUCUUCUAAAUUUUAUCCAAACAAAGGCAAAACCUCACAUUUUCUACCUUCCAAGUACACACAAUACGAAAACAGAAGAGAGGCUUGUAGCUAGCCAGAAGUUGGUUGCAAAAAUGAUUGAGAAGAAAAGGGAGGAAGUGCGGUUGGAACUGGAAGCAAUUGAGAAGCGUGGGAGAUGGAGGCAGGGCUUAGGGGAUCAAGAGGGAGGGUUAGCCCAAGAGGCAAGUGAUGAUGAGCAAAUGGAUAGCCUUGAAGUAGGAGAUAAGGAAAACCGUUUGCAGAGUGUGGGUGGUGAAAUGAAUGUUAGUAUAAUUGAGAGUGUGGUCAAGGUACCAGGAUCAGGUAAGGAAGGGGAACAUUACCGUAAGAGUAAAGAUAAUGAAAAGUUAGGCUCAAGGGACUCAAAAUCUAAAAAGGUAGAUAUACAGUACAAAAAAGAAGGUGGGAGGGAAGAAAGGGAGGAGCCUAUGGAUGCUGAGUCUGAGCAUGAGCAGGAUGAUCAAGAUGAUCAAGAUGAUCAAGAUGAUCAGGAUGAUGAGGAAUCAAAUGAAAUUAGUGGGGAAGUUGAGGAAGGUGAAGUAGAAAUAAGGACAGUUAUAAAAAGAGAAAAAUCAGUGGAGGAAAAUAGUACAACAAAUGAAUAAAAUAUUCGUGUUUGUGCAGAAAAAUUUAAGGCUGAUUUCUCAAAGCUAUUGAGGAAAGACACCAGUCCAAAAUUGCAGUCAGGGCAGCUGCGAGAUGUAUUAAUAAAGAUGGGUUGUACAAAUUUCUUUUGAUAGUUUUGUAUUAUGUAUAAAUUGACAAAUUUGUGGAUUUUUAUUAAAUUUCAGUCUUAAUUUCCCAUAGAUUUUUGAGCAAAUUUGGCGGGGUAAUGUUGCCUUUCAAAAUUAUUCUCUGCAAAUUAUACACCCUUAUUAAGUAAGAAAAUUGACGAAUAGGAAAGGUAAGUAUCGUGUGAGGGUGCAGUAGUUACAAAGAUGUGGUGGAGUGUGAAAAUUGUUUGUGUGUAAGGUGCUUGUGUGUGAGUUUUUGAUGGACUAUCAUUCCUAUAUUUACCUCUAAACUUUUUUUUCCAGUAGUUGAGUUGAUUCUUGCUUCCUGUCCUUUGUUUUGUUAUGAUAGUGGAAAGAAAAUAAAAUUAUAUUCUGUGCACAAGUGGAGUGUGAGAUUAGUGCAGUUUUGUUUUGAAUAUAAAACUUAUUUCCAAAGUAUAAGAAAUAUCAAUUCAGAAUUUACUUUGUCAUGUUCACCUUGGUGCUCAUCAAUUUUUUAACUGAAUAUUGUCCGUAUGUUGACCUGUGAAUGAUUCAGGUGAGUUUUUUGAGUACAGUGCAUGUAACAACGAAAUAUUGUAGAUUCCAGUGCAACAAUCACUUCAGGAACAAAUAGCCCAUGUUCAUGUAUCAGUUCCUUGUGGUUACUGUACACAGGAAACUUUUACAAUACACUCUCAUGACCAGUUGAAUCUUACAUUGCACAGUUCAGCAGGCAAGAUGAUUUUAAAAUAGAACUUAACUAGAUUUAUGAGAGAGGUUGCAGUUCCUUGCCAUCUUUGGACAGGGAGGGGAAAUUUUUCAGCUUAGGUAUUAUUGGAAAUACCUGUUAAAUUAUGCCUUACAGAAGUCUUUUCUACCAUAUUGGUGGUACAAUGACGAUGUGUCAAACUGACUGAACAACUUCAAGCUACAGUCCUUACUUUUGUUGUCUUAUCAUGCUGCUGUUACCAUAAUGGUAAUUUUUUUUACAAAGUUCAUGCAAGGCGUUACAUUAAAUUUUAUUCUAAUGAUUCAGUUUUAUAUGAUUUUGUUAUUUUCACAGAACUUAACAGAAAAUUUUUGUAUUUGAAACAGUAUUUAUGCUUUGUUGCCAUUAUAAUGGAAUAUACAAAUUUUUGUUAAAUAUUCAAAUUCACUGGAAUAGUAAUUUGUUUUUAACUGCAAAAAAAUUCAUU
Schistocerca piceifrons (Central American locust) is the source of this 2818-nucleotide messenger RNA. It is a transcript of the gene Pnn, whose product is annotated as pinin. Gene Ontology annotation, cellular component: catalytic step 2 spliceosome. The coding region runs from base 96 to 1511 and encodes 471 amino acids. The transcript has 10 exons. The record is from RefSeq and is a predicted model, not a curated record. Lineage: Eukaryota; Metazoa; Arthropoda; Insecta; Orthoptera; Acrididae.